AUGCCGAAGCAUCAGUCGACGCAAAAUCGAGGAAGCACUAAUCGAUUGGAACAAAACCGGUCGGUUGAAUGUAGGGGUGUUGAUCGGGUAAAAUUUUCAGUUUCGGGUAAUUCGGGCCGGUUUUUUUUUUCUCUUUUUCUUGUGGAAUUUGAUCAUUGGUUGGAUUGUCAACUUCAAUCGUCUCAUCUUCUACUUCAAUAUAAUCAUCCAUUAGUGACGAAUACCAACGAAGAGCGGACGAGAUCACUGGAUAUGGCUGUUACCUCAGAAGGACACAACAAUCUAACAGAUGAUUACCCUUUGCUCAUAGAUCACACAGAAAACCAUGAAAACCACCAUUUUAUUGAUGUGGAAAGUGGAAGCUCUGAUGCAUCAUCAUCAGGGUCAUCUCAUGAUUCUACUCCACCUCCAUCAAAUGGAUCAAAUCCACCUGGCAGGAGGGGCGAAAGGUGGAAUCCAUUCAACACAUUAUUAUGGAUUUCAAUCGAGUUAUUAUUCACAUUAGGACAAAUUAUUUCUGCCAUUGUUGUCUUAUCAAUCUCACAACAUGAAAACCCACAAAACCCUUUGUUUGCUUGGGUUAUUGGCUAUGCCGCCGGCUGUGCUGCAUGUCUACCACUUCUAUACUGGCGGUACCUUCACCGGAAUCAAGCUUCCGGGCAGCGGGCAGCUCAACUCGGGCAGCCACAUUCAGAAAGGAACCCUCCACCAGAACCAAAUUCUUACAUCACAAUCUCAUUUUCUCCCUCUUCAGAAGAACAAACUCGUCAAACUACUACUACUACAACAUCUUCAGAUGCUUGGAAUGGUUUAAAUGUAGUCGGUUCAAAUGUCAGGGUUAAUAUGCUAGUGGACCAUUUAAAGAUGGCUGUGGAUUGCUUCUUUGCUGUAUGGUUUGUAGUUGGCAAUGUUUGGAUCUUUGGAGACCAAUCAUCUUCUGUUGAUGCUCCCAAUUUGUACAGGUUAAGUAUAGUUUUCCUUGCAAUAAGUUGUAUAGGGUAUGCAAUGCCUUUCAUUUUAUGUGGAAUGAUAUGUUGUUGCUUUCCUUGUAUUGUUUCUAUCCUUGGAAUCCGUGAGGAUAUGAAUCAAAUCAGAGGAGCAAGUCAAGACUCCAUUAAUGCUCUUCCAACACAUAAAUUCAAACUGAAGAGAACUGAGAAAAAUGAUUCAGGAGUUGAUGAAGGUGGGGUUGUAAAUGAACGCCCUAUCUCUGGAGAAGAUGCUGUUUGUUGUAUUUGUUUGGCUAAAUAUAGAGAUGAUGAUUUGUUGAGGGAGCUUCCAUGCACACAUUUUUUUCAUACAGAAUGUGUUGAUAAAUGGCUGAAAAUCAAUGCAUCGUGUCCUUUAUGCAAGUUUGAGAUUUGUACCCAACAAUGAUAAACUGUUGACAAAAAUCAUGUUACCAUAUUUUUUUGUAAUAUCAAAUCAGUUGAUGAAGGAUUGAUUGAUUCUGGAUUGGUGUACAACUUUGACAACACGAGGUACAUGUGAGUUGUCACCCACAUGCUUUUUUUAAUGUCUGGGAAAUGAAGAUGAAGUUAUGUCUGAUGAAAUUGCAUUUUCCCAAGUGUUGAUAAAUUGUGGAGAGGGUUCUUGAACUACGGGUGUUGUGUUUGUGUGUUGAAACUUCAAAGUUAAAAGUGAUGGGGGUUGUAAAGUUUGUAUGAAUGACUAAUGAAGUGAAUGUAAGUGUAAUUAUUAUUUAUGGAUGUUUAUUAUGUUGUCUUGUCACAAAUGUUGAGAAAAUGCAAAAUGAACAUGACGAUUUGUGGCAGUGAUAUGAUCAUUGUUGCAUUUUUAAUCUUUCAUAAUCUAGAAUUUUUCCAAUAGAAAGCGAAGAUCAUUGUUGGAAGAGGUGGAAGGUGUAGUCGUGAAUCUUAGGGAUAUUUGAUUUUGGCAAAUUGGUGGAAUUUAAUUUCGUC
Molecule: messenger RNA, 1922 nt
Organism: Lactuca saligna
Lineage: Eukaryota; Viridiplantae; Streptophyta; Magnoliopsida; Asterales; Asteraceae
Source: the annotation of a GenBank genome assembly